CUCUCUCUCUCUUUCCUUGCUAGUUGCUUCUCUCUCUCUCUCUCACUCCAGAUUCCAUAUGUCUUUCUCUCUUUCCUUGUUCGCCGUAUAGUUGCCGCACCGUCUCCACCUCCGCGAACUAUGCGCUUCUUUUGCCGAUAUCCUCCGACCACAUAUCCGAUCUGCAAUUUUUCUGGUCUUUUCCCAACCUUAAUCGGAGCUAAUCACACCUCUGCUCGUUUCUCUUCUCGUUAGUCGUCUUCUCCCACCUCCUCAGAUUUAGGGUUGAUUAUAAACUAUUUCGCUCCAAAUUAACAAACCGAGAGCUAUUCUUUCGUUCUUUAUUCCCUCUCUGUGUGUGGUGUGAAUUCUUUUUUUCUUUUUCUUCUUUUUUCGUUUUGAAAUUUGUAAAGUAGUUUUAGCAGUGAGAUACAAUCUAUGGAGAUUUCCACGGGGAAGCCAAGCUUCCUGCGGAAUAUAAUGGUUCGCGUGCUUCUCUUUGGUGUUCUUAUCAUCGUUGUUCGCUUUGCUUACGUUGUCACCAUCACCGGUGAAUCAUGCAACCGCGGCGACUUCUGCUUCUUCUCUCUCCCUGACAAUCUCAACUUCGUCAUCUCCGGCGCUGGCUCCGGCGCUUCUCCUAUCGACGCCAUCAGAUCUGCCUCCCCAGCCGAUGAUCUCUACACCACCAGGGAUUGGAUCAAAUCCGUUCACUUUUACUCCUCCAUCUUUCAGGAUCUGAUCGCCGACGGUUAUCUCUCCCCGGAAUCCAAGACGCUUUGUGUAGAAACCGCGGUUGGGCAAGAGGUUCACUCCCUCAGAGAGAUUGGGGUCAAGAACUCCGUCGGGAUCUCUAAGAAAGCUUUUAGGCCGUUGGUCCUCAGGGGCGAGGGCCAUGCUAUACCCUUUGAGGAUAACGCAUUCGAUUUUGUCUUCUCCGGUGGUGGCCGCCUUGGGAAGUCGUUGAAGCAGCUGGAAUUCGCCGAUGAGAUCACUCGAACACUGAAACCCGAAGGGUUUGCGGUGGUUCAUGUUGGAGCCACGGAUACGUACAGUUUCAAUUCAUUCCUUGAUUUGUUUAAUUCUUGCAGAUUGGUCAAGAUGCGUGAUAUCGAUGGUUUUGAUUCUUCAAUGCCUCACAUCAGAGAAUUUGUUAUCCAGAAAUACUCAGAUGUUGAUGGUCAUCAUCACCGGAAGAAUUCCGCUGGUGCCGAGUCCGGUGGCAAGUGCUGGAUUCCGGGUUACAAAAGGGAUUUGAUUCGGGAUGCAGAGCCACUCAUCAAAGAGGAGCCUCUUAAGCCAUGGAUUACCCUUAAGAAGAACAUAAAGAAUAUUAAAUACGUGCCUUCUAUGGUAGAUAUACGUUUCAAGAGCAGAUACGUCUACGUUGAUGUUGGUGCUCGAAGUUAUGGAUCCAGUAUCGGCAGUUGGUUCAAGAAAGAGUACCCUAAGCAGAACAAAACUUUUGAUGUUUUCGCCAUUGAGGCUGACAAAGCCUUUCACGAAGAGUAUAAGAUAAAGAAAAAGGUGAACCUGUUGCCAUAUGCAGCAUGGGUGAGGAACGAGACCUUGUCAUUUGAGAUUAAUCACGAUCCGGGAAAGGAAGUAGAAGCCAAAGCAAAGGGCAGGGGAAUGGGCCGGAUCCAGCCUGUUAAAAGGUCGACCUCGAGCGAUGACUUAGCUGGAGAAGUCAAUUUGAUUCAAGGGUUUGAUUUUGCUGACUGGUUGAAGAACAGUGUGAGAGAGAGGGACUUUGUUGUGAUGAAGAUGGAUGUUGAAGGAACCGAAUUCGAUCUGAUCCCGAGGUUAAUCAAGACAGGAGCUAUUUGUCUAAUCGAUGAGCUCUUCCUUGAAUGCCAUUACAACAGGUGGCAGAGAUGCUGUCCGGGUCAAAGGAGCCAAAAGUACAACAAGACCUAUAACCAAUGCUUGGAGCUCUUUACUUCUCUCAGACAAAGAGGGGUUCUUGUCCAUCAAUGGUGGUAAUGGUUAGGGCGCUGCUUAAAUAUCUCCUUCAUUUAUGCUUUGGGUGAUUAUCGUUUCACCAAUCUAUAAAAUGUACUUUCUUCUUAUAGAAUAUAAAGCGGAUAUUGUAGGUUUCUAUUAAAAAAAUACUUUGUCUGUGGUGAAAUUCCCCUUUACUGUAAGAAGUUUAGCUUGAAAUGGAAAUUUGAGUUACUUUUA
Capsella rubella is the source of this 2163-nucleotide messenger RNA. RefSeq lists its product as uncharacterized. The coding region runs from base 418 to 1965 and encodes 515 amino acids. NCBI's taxonomy places the organism in Eukaryota, Viridiplantae, Streptophyta, Magnoliopsida, Brassicales, Brassicaceae. The transcript has a single exon. Gene Ontology annotation, molecular function: S-adenosylmethionine-dependent methyltransferase activity. The record is from RefSeq and is a predicted model, not a curated record.